CUGCUUAAAUGUGCGGUGGUUACAUUUACUGACGUUUUAGACCUAGUCGGUGCUAACAUACGGUAGGAAGAGUUAUAUGUCUGAUUGUUUGCGUUAUUGCGAGCGUUCAGCUUUUCUGCAGUGGCCCAUUGAAUCCCGCCAUUCACUACAAACACCCUGAUGCCGAGCAGAGCAUGGAGGGACACACUCCUGUCCCAGAAAAUCCUCAUGCAGAAUAUGGCCUCACUGAAAACAUCCAGAGAAUAGUGGAGAAUGAGAAAACGACCGCUGAAAAAGUCACCAAACAGAAGGUGGACCCUCAGACCCUGCAGACCCUUCCUACACGAGCGUAUCUGGAUCAGACCGUGGUUCCUAUUCUUCUGCAGGGCUUGUCGGUUCUGGCCAAGGAAAGGCCUCCAAAUCCCAUAGAGUUUUUAGCGGCAUUCUUACUGAAGAACAAGUCCCAGUUCGAGGAACGAAAUUAAAGACGCAGUGUGCGGUGGAAGAUUUAGAAUUACAGUUUUUUCGUUUUGUGUAUUUUUUGUGAAUUUAAAUGUAACGGUGUCACGCGCUUCAGCCUGUUUGUUUUCCAACAUUAAUGUAGUUUUUUAAGCUCUAAUAAAAUGUUCAAGCAGCCGUA
Messenger RNA from Puntigrus tetrazona (Sumatra barb), 619 nucleotides. RefSeq names its product dpy-30 histone methyltransferase complex regulatory subunit (gene dpy30). The transcript has 5 exons. Gene Ontology annotation, cellular component: Set1C/COMPASS complex. The record is from RefSeq and is a predicted model, not a curated record. Bases 174 to 464 code for a protein of 96 amino acids. NCBI's taxonomy places the organism in Eukaryota, Metazoa, Chordata, Actinopteri, Cypriniformes, Cyprinidae.